UGCAGUCCUAGAAUGAGGAAGCCCCAAAUUCAGGACAAUUCUAUUGCCAAGGUGGAGCCAGGGUUUUUCAAAGCUGUGAUGAACUCAGCUCAGCUGAGUUAGAAUGUCAGGGAGGGGUUCCAGAGGAACAUUCACUGGCUGUAGCCCUGACGUACAGAGAAGCAGAAUACUGAUGGGUGAUGACUCGUUGGGGGCUUUGUCUUCUGGAAGGCAUGUAAGGUGAGGGGACACAGUCUGUGGUCUCCUGGAGGCUGGAGUAUAGGGCACAGAGCGGUAAAGAGCAGGCCGUGUGCAGUCAGCCUGGGUUUCAGUCCCAGCUCUGCUGUCCCCUAGCUUGUGACCUGGGCAAGUCACUUCACUUUCUGAGCCUCAGAUUCAUCAUCUGUAAAUGGUGGUCAUAACAGUCUCCACCUUGAAAUGACGCACGUGUGGCACUGGACAUAGUAUCUGCUCUUGUCAUCGUCCCAGCUUUGACCUUUUAGAGCCGUGUGAAUUUUCUUGGUGUUGAGCAAGUGCCCGGGCUGGCCUGGUGCAUUCACGGGAAGCUGGCAGGAUGGCUCUCGCUGGGGCCACGGAGAAUGUCCCCUGCCUUGCCAGCUAAGGCCGGGCUGGCAGGCAUCUUGGCAUGAGGCCCCUUCUUCCCUCCCCCCAGGUGUCCCUCUUCCGGUGAACGGUGGCUGGGCUGGCACUGGGAGCUGGGGAAACCUGCCCUGGUCCCUUCCUGGAGGGGGUGGGGGCGAGGCUGGGACUCAGGGAGGCUGAGUACAGCCAGGAUCUGCUGGACAUCUCCGCUAGGCAGGCCGCCCGGUGUCCAGGGGUGUCAGAAGCGGAGGGCCUUUCAGAUUGUGGUGUGGGUGGUGAGAUCAAGGCCUGGAGAGUGAGGGACUUGCCCAGGGUCCGCCGUGGCCGUGGUAACGAGAGGUUAGUGGGCACAGGCUUGCUGCCCGGCUCCCGCAGCAUCUCACGGAAUCCUCGCAGUCGCCCUCUGCGGGACGGGCUAUGCUCGCCUGCCCCCAUUUUGCAGGUGAGCAGCUUAAGCAGCUCAGGGCUGCAGGAGCCGGCCACUGUGCUUUGCCCGUAGUGAGUCCUCACUCCCUGGCCUGUGGGUGCUGUUUCUUCUCCUCUCCCCGUCUCUCCCUCCCCCAGUUGGAGACCUCAGCUUGGUUUUGCACAGGCUCAGCCUCAUCACCCAGCCCAGGGGCCUUGCUGGCUGAGGGAGGAGGGAGCUUCACCAGACACUGAGAGGGCAGGAGCAACGCCAGUGUCAGAUUGCAUCAUUUUCCCAGCCCGCUUGCCCUGGUAAUCUCGGUGCACACACAGGCCCAAACACACCCACACAUGUGCGUGCAUGCAGGCACACACGUGCAGGCGUGCACACACGUUCACUCUCUCAGGUACGCACUCCCAGGUGCAUGCAUUCUUUCACACCGCUCAGACCCGGAGGCUGAGGUCCUCCGUGGGCGCACGUGCACACAGCCUGCCAGGCAGGAGGGGCUCGCUAGUGUCUGGAUGAGAGCAUGCGUGGAAUUCCAGACCUGCAGGGGAUUUUAAUCCUCUCUUUUUAUAGGUGAGGAACUGACUUCUAGACAAUAGAAUCAGCAGCAUUGUUCUGAGCGCCUGCCACAUGCCAGGCAACGCGAGAUGGUCCUUGUCCCCACAGAGCUCACAGUCGGGGGUGCACACUUAGAGCACAGCAUGACGUGUGCUAUGAUGGGCCACGUACGAGGCACAGGGGAUCACUGAGGCAGAGCAGGGCAGGUGCAGGUGGUCUGCUCUGCCCCCACUCCGGUGCCCACCCUCUUGGCUCCAGGUCCCUUUGGGAGGUGGCAGAGCAGGAGUGACUCUAAGAGCUGGGUGACUCUUGGGGCCACAUCAUCUGUCCCUUCUCGAGCCCACCCCAGGGUGUCUGAGCCACCUGCGGCUUCCCGGACCACACCUUGCCCCAGCACUUCCCUUCCCUGCAGCUUGUACCCACAAGCAGUGGCUUACGGAGCCCAGCUGAUCUGGGCUGGAAUCCUGGCUCUGCCACUUACCAGCCAAGCAAGGCCUUGAGCAAGUUGUUUAACGCGAGCCUCAGUUUCUCUGUCUCUAAAAUGGGAACAACACAAAUGGGAGGGCUCAGCACAUGAUGGAUGUGCUCAUUAUGGUGGUGGUGGGGCUGGUUCACAGGUGUAGACACCUGCCGGGACUCACCGAACUGGGUGCUCUAAAUAUAGGCAGUUUAUUAUAUGUCACUUAGAACUCAAUAGAGCUGUUUAAAAAAUAUGCAACAGGUUACUCGCCCCACGCCAGCACACCGCCAGCACCAUUGUGUGAGCACUUAUGCACACACACGCGCGCGUGCGCACGCACACAUACACACACAGGGCUGGGAACACACACUCCGAGUGCUUCCUGGGCCAGGAGGCUGGCUCUGGGGCUCCUGGGCCUCCCCGAAUCUCCUGCUCAGCGAGGUUUCUCAAAGAGGAUUCUGGCGGCUGGAAAGGCCAGGCUCGAUGCCACUGCUAUCACCCGGGCUGCCGUGCCUGGAGCUGAGCAGAUUCUGCUUUCGCAGAGUGGUUCGCCAAGCCCUGAAGACAGAUUCUGGAAGCCGGGAACCCGCACCUGCAAUCCUAGACGAGAUGUCCGGCAAAGGCUCCGUGGUUCUGGCCUACAGUGGCGGCCUGGACACCUCCUGCAUUCUCGUGUGGCUGAAGGAACAAGGCUAUGACGUCAUUGCCUACCUGGUGAGGAGGCGCCCGGCCAACAUCGGCCAGAAGGAAGACUUCGAGGAAGCCAGGAGGAAGGCGCUGAAGCUCGGGGCCAAAAAGGUGUUCAUCGAGGACGUGAGCAGGGAGUUUGUGGAGGAGUUCAUCUGGCCCGCCAUCCAGUCCAGCGCCCUGUAUGAGGACCGCUACCUCCUGGGCACCGCUCUCGCCAGACCCUGCAUCGCCCGCAAACAGGUGGAGAUUGCCCAGCGGGAGGGCGCCCAGUACGUGUCCCACGGCGCCACAGGAAAGGGGAAUGACCAGAUCCGGUUUGAGCUCACCUGCUACUCACUGGCCCCCCAGAUUAAGGUCAUCGCUCCCUGGAGGAUGCCCGAGUUCUACACCCGGUUCCAGGGCCGCAGCGAUCUGAUGGAGUACGCGAAGCAACACGGAAUCCCCAUCCCCGUCACCCCCAAGAGCCCGUGGAGCAUGGACGAGAACCUCAUGCACAUCAGCUACGAGGCUGGGAUCCUGGAGAACCCCAAGAACCAAGCACCUCCAAACCUCUACACGAAGACCCAGGACCCGGCCAAAGCUCCCAACAGCCCUGACAUCCUUGAGAUCGAGUUCAAGCAAGGGGUCCCCAUGAAGGUGACCAAUGUCAAGGACGGCACCACCCACCACACGGCCUUGGAGCUCUUCCUGUACCUGAACGAAGUCGCGGGCAAGCACGGCGUGGGCCGCAUCGACAUCGUGGAGAACCGCUUCAUCGGGAUGAAGUCCCGAGGUAUCUACGAGACCCCAGCGGGGACGAUCCUUUACCACGCUCAUUUAGACAUCGAGGCCUUCACCAUGGAUCGGGAAGUGCGCAAAAUCAAACAAGGCCUGGGCCUGAAAUUCGCGGAGCUGGUGUACACGGGUUUCUGGCACAGCCCCGAGUGUGAAUUUGUCCGCCACUGCAUCGCCAAGUCCCAGGAGCGCGUGGAAGGGACAGUGCAGGUGUCUGUCUUCAAGGGCCAGGUGUACAUCCUCGGCCGGGAGUCUCCACUGUCCCUCUACAAUGAGGAGCUGGUGAGCAUGAAUGUCCAGGGCGAUUAUGAGCCACUCGAUGCCACUGGCUUCAUCAACAUCAACUCCCUCAGGCUGAAGGAAUAUCAUCGCCUCCAGAGCAAGGUCACCACCAAAUAGACCAGUGGACAAUGAGGAGCUGGGCCUCCUCACUUUGCCCAUCUCCCGAGCACGGGCGCUAAUUGUUGUGAUAAUUUGUAAUUGUGACUUCUCCCAGGCUGGCAGCAUCGCGGGGGUGCCAGGCCCCAGCUUUGUUCCCUGGUCUCCUGUAGCCUGCAAAAGUGGUCAGCGAGGGGACGGG
This is a messenger RNA of Diceros bicornis minor, 4056 nucleotides long. RefSeq names its product argininosuccinate synthase 1 (gene ASS1). Bases 2265 to 3875 code for a protein of 536 amino acids. Gene Ontology annotation, biological process: L-arginine biosynthetic process; urea cycle. Gene Ontology annotation, molecular function: argininosuccinate synthase activity; ATP binding. The transcript has 15 exons. Gene Ontology annotation, cellular component: cytoplasm. NCBI's taxonomy places the organism in Eukaryota, Metazoa, Chordata, Mammalia, Perissodactyla, Rhinocerotidae. The record is from RefSeq and is a predicted model, not a curated record.